Messenger RNA from Drosophila serrata, 738 nucleotides. RefSeq lists its product as uncharacterized. The record is from RefSeq and is a predicted model, not a curated record. Lineage: Eukaryota; Metazoa; Arthropoda; Insecta; Diptera; Drosophilidae.
AUGAAAAUCUUCGUCUGUUUGCUGGCUCUGGGAGCUGUGGCCCAUGCAGGAUUCAUUGGAGGAGCAGGUGGUGGCGGUGGAGGAGGAUAUGGCGGUGGAUCUCACCAUGGCGGCGGCGGCGGCGAUGGAGGCUACAGCUAUGGCGGUGGCUCUGAUCACGAUCAUCAUCAUGGAGGUGGUGGAGGUGGUUCCCCGCCCGUCAAAAUCAUCAAAGUGAUCCACGAAUCCGCUCCAACUGGUGGUGCAGGAGGCUGGCAAUCAGGAGGAGGCGGUGGUGCUGGAGGUUGGCAAUCUGGAGGAGGCGGUGGUGCAGGAGGCUGGCAAUCUGGAGGAGGCGGUGGCUAUGGAGGUGGAAGCUCCCAUGGCAGUGGUGGCGGCCAGGAGAUCAAGAUCAUCAAGAUCAUCUCGCAGCAAGGAUCGGCUGGUGGUCAUGGAGGCGGCUAUGGUGGUUCAUCUGGCGGCGGUGGAUAUGGUGGCUCAUCCGGUGGUGGUUGGUCUUCGGGCGGUUCUGCCGGUUGGUCAGCGGGUGGUGGUGCUGCUGAAGCUCCCACAGCUGUGAAGAUCAUCAAAAUUAUCUCCGAGUCGGACUCUGGAGCUGGUGACGCUGGUGGCUGGUCUUCGGGUGGUGCACCCAGCGGUGGUUGGUCUUCUGGUGGUGCACCCAGCGGUGGCUGGUCUUCGGGUGGUGCUUCCAGUGGUGGUUGGUCACCUCAGGGUGGUGGUGCCGGCAGCUGGUAA